Messenger RNA from Epinephelus lanceolatus (giant grouper), 1756 nucleotides. Its product is annotated as C-X-C chemokine receptor type 4-like. Gene Ontology annotation, cellular component: membrane; external side of plasma membrane. Gene Ontology annotation, molecular function: C-C chemokine receptor activity; C-C chemokine binding. Lineage: Eukaryota; Metazoa; Chordata; Actinopteri; Perciformes; Serranidae. The record is from RefSeq and is a predicted model, not a curated record. Gene Ontology annotation, biological process: calcium-mediated signaling; immune response; cell chemotaxis.
GCAACAAACUGAUCACCCUGCUUCUCAUGCGAGCCCACACUGGUCCGAGCAUUAGAGUAUGGACAGAUUGUUGAACAUGACGUUGAACUAUUCAUAUGACUUUGAUGACAACAGUACUGACAACAUGUCAGAGGAGUCUGUAGACUACAUCAUGGACUAUGAGGAGCCAUGUAGCACAGCGCUCAGCAGCGAAUUCAACAAGAUUUUCCUGCCAGCAGUUUUCGGAAUAAUUUGUAUUCUGGGAGUCUCUGGCAAUGGAUUAGUUGUUUUUGUCAUGGGCUUCCAGAAAAAAGUUAAGACGAUGACAGACAAGUACCGGCUCCAUCUCUCUGUGGCUGAUCUCCUCUUCGUCAUCACGCUGCCGUUCUGGGCCGUGGAUGCAGCCAGCAGCUGGUACUUUGGAGGUUUCCUCUGCAAGUUUGUGCACAUGAUCUACACAUUGAACCUGUACAGCAGCGUACUGAUCCUGGCCUUCAUCAGUCUGGACAGAUAUUUGGCGGUUGUGCAUGCCACCAACAGCCAAGCCACAAGGAAGCUGCUUGCAAACAGAGUGAUCUAUGUGGGUGUGUGGCUGCCUGCAGCUGUGCUCACUGUACCUGACCUGGUGUUUGCCACGACGCUGGACACAGGGUCUUUCUCAAACUUUCUCAUCUUCGACGAGACCAUGGAGACUGCAGACUCCCGGAUCAGCUGCCAGCGCAUCUAUCCGCAAGAAACCAGUCAAAAUUGGAUAGUUGCCUUCAACUUCCAGCACAUCCUGGUGGGCUUCAUACUGCCCGGUCUGGUCAUCCUCAUCUGCUACUGCAUCAUCAUCGCCAAGCUAUCGCGAGGUGCCAAGGGCCAGACUCUGAAGAAGAAAGCGCUGAAGACCACGGUCAUCCUCAUUGUUUGUUUUUUCACCUGCUGGCUGCCCUACUGUGUUGGCAUCUUCUUGAACAACCUGAUAAUUCUGAAAGUGAUCUCUCCCUCUUGUGAACUUGAGCAAGCACUGUCCAAGUGGAUUUCAAUCACAGAGGCGCUGGCCUUUUUUCACUGCUGCCUGAACCCCAUCCUCUAUGCUUUCCUGGGAGUUAAAUUCAAGAAAUCGGCCAGGAGUGCACUGACAGCCAGCAGCAGAUCAAGUCAGAAAGUGACUCUCAUGACAAAAAAGCGAGGGCCAAUUUCAUCUGUGUCAACAGAGUCCGAGUCCUCAAGUGUUUUGUCAAGUUAACAAACAGUCAAAAUCUGAGUCUGUGACUUGAUAAUCUCAGGAGAGAAAGAAAAACUAAGCUUCAGUUUCAAAGAACUUACUACAUUUUGUACAGAUGUAAAAAGAAAGAGUUUUUAUACUUUUUGAUUUGUUUGCCUUGUUAACUGCGAUUGUGUGUCUUGUGUUUUUAUCGCAAUUUGUGCAAGUUUUAUGUCCCUCAAAGCAGAUUGUGUCCUCAGGCAGUGCCUCAUUUCCACUCGUUCAGCUUUACAAUCAAGAUUCAUUUUCUGUGUUUUCAUCUUUACAAUCUGUGCUGCUGUAUUAAAGCUCAGGCAUACGAUGCCCUAUUCUGUUUUUAGGGAUGGUAGCUGCUCUUGGAAACCUGUAUAUAGUUUGUAGCAUUUGUGUGUUCGCACUUAAGUUGUGUGACUAUCUGAAAGCUAUUAUUUAUUGCUGUCGUUCACACUGGAAGUUUUGUAAAAGAGAGAAAAUGCAUGCUGCUUUUUUUUAACCAUUUUAUAUUUGUUUUUUUAUGGAAAAAUAAAAAAUUUAGUGCUUCUAAUACAA